GCAGUAAUAAUAAAUUUUCAGUUUCGAUUAAACUUCUUUUGAUCGAUCGGUCAUGGCUUUACAUGUGUGGCACAUUAAUCAGCUGCUAAUCCAUUCGUAUUGAUUGCAGUAUCCCUUAAUAGAUCACUGCUACGACGUAGUGGUAGUGGGUGCAGGAGGUGCAGGAUUGAGGGCCGCUUUCGGCCUCGGCAGCAAAGGAUAUCGCGUGGCGGUGGUGACAAAGCUCUUCCCGACCAGAUCGCACACCGUGGCCGCCCAAGGUGGCAUCAAUGCCGCGUUGAACGAUGAAAAUAAUGAGAAUGGAGACAACUGGCUCUUUCACAUGUACGACACCGUGAAAGGCUCCGACUGGCUGGGCGACCAGGACGCCAUACACUUCCUCUCCAGGGAAGCCUCUCGUGCGGUUUACGAGCUCGAGAAUUAUGGUUGCCCUUUCAGUCGUACGGACGAGGGUAAGAUCUACCAGCGGGCUUUCGGCGGGCAAUCGUUGAAAUUCGGGAAAGGCGGACAAGCUCAUCGAACUUGCGCCGUCGCCGACAGAACCGGCCACGCGCUGCUUCAUACCUUGUAUGGGCAGAGUCUUCGUUACGACGUACACUACUUCGUCGAGUAUUUCGCUUUGGACCUGCUCAUGCACGGUCGAUGCUGCAAAGGUAUCUUGGCGUGGGAAUUGGAGACCGGUCUUCUGCAUCGCUUCAGGGCUCACCAUACGGUGAUCGCAACAGGCGGCGCCGGAAGAUGUUACUUCUCCUCCACGGCGGCGCACACUUGCACUGGCGACGGCAUGGCGUUUGCUUGUCGAGCGGGCUUGCCGCUGCAGGACAUGGAAUUCGUCCAGUUCCACCCGACCGGCAUCUACGGCAGCGGUAUACUCAUCACCGAAGGCAGUAGAGGGGAAGGCGGCAAACUCGUGAACUGCAAUGGAGAGUACUUCAUGGAGAAAUACGCGCCUGUAGCCAAGGAUCUAGCCUCGCGCGACGUGGUGUCGAGAGCCGUAACCAUCGAGAUAUUGGAGGGAAGAGGUUGCGGAAAGAAGAAAGACCAUAUACAGUUGCAAUUGAGUCACCUGCCGGCUGACCUGAUAAAACAGAGACUACCGGGGAUCUCGCAUCUCGCUUGGGUGUUUGCCGGAGUGGACAUAAAGAAAGAUCCAAUCCCCGUGAUUCCCACGGUGCAUUACAACAUGGGAGGCAUACCUACGAAUUGGCGUGCACAGGUGCUAACGCGAGAGAACGAGGAGGACAGACCGAUUGAAGGUCUCUGGGCUGCUGGAGAGACUGCGUGUGCCUCCGUACACGGUGCUAAUCGACUGGGCGCUAACAGCCUUUUGGAAGUCGUAGUCUUUGGCAAAGCUAUCGCUGAUCAGAUCGACUGCCUGAGCAGACCCGGUGAACGUCACGAGGACUUGGCUCCGGAGAUCGGCGAGCAGACAAUCUGUCGCUUCGACGCGACCCGUUACGCGAAAGGUUGUAUUCCCGUAGUCGAGCUGCGCGAGGAGAUGCAACGUACGAUGCAGAAAUAUUGCGCGGUAUUCCGGACUUGCGACAUACUGCAACGCGCAUGCAGAGAAAUGACUCGAUUUUACACUUGCGAUUUACCGGACUUAUGCGUGCAGGAUCAGUCUCUUAUUUGGAACACCGAGCUCGUCGAGGCCUUGGAGCUGCAAAACAUGAUGCUCGUUUGCAUGAAUAUCGUUUACGCAGCUGAAAAUCGUAAAGAAUCGCGAGGCUCACACACUAGGGAGGAUUACAAAGAGAGAAUCGACGAGUACGACUAUUCGAAGCCGCUCGAGGGACAGAAAAAACGACCUUUCACAGAACAUUGGCGUAAACAUACGCUCACAUGGGCCCUGGGCGACGGAACGAUUUGCAUUUCUUAUCGACCCGUUAUCGACACAACGCUGGACGAAACCGAGGCUCAACACGUACCGCCUACGGUCCGCGUAUAUUGACUCGGAUUGAAAUCAGUUGCAAGAAAUGGAGUAAUUAAUAUGUAACGGAAGUAUAAUGCGAUUAUAAAUAUAAUCGCUAAUUAUGCUUACGGUCAAGUCUGACGUCAAAGACGCAAAAUCUAGGCAUCAACGGAGCGAAAAAAGUCGUUAUCGCGUAAAACCGGUCAGUGAAUCUCGCAUAUGCUGCGUUUUAGUUCCCAGACACCUUAUACAAGCACGUUUUGUGGUCUGUCUUAUUCUCGAUGGCCUCGCACGCGACAGAUGUCGACGAUGGCUUAUCAGCAGGUUUAAUUAAUUUGCAUUACGCUCGCAUUAAUUAACGAUUGUACGAUGAGAAGAAAACGUGCCAUUUGAUCGAAUGUAUGUGUUUUGAAGAAUUUUUGAAGAGGCAUCUUAGAGAAAUG
This is a messenger RNA of Harpegnathos saltator (Jerdon's jumping ant), 2355 nucleotides long. Its product is annotated as succinate dehydrogenase [ubiquinone] flavoprotein subunit, mitochondrial. Gene Ontology annotation, cellular component: respiratory chain complex II (succinate dehydrogenase). The transcript has 10 exons. Bases 323 to 1951 code for a protein of 542 amino acids. Gene Ontology annotation, molecular function: flavin adenine dinucleotide binding; electron transfer activity; succinate dehydrogenase (quinone) activity. Gene Ontology annotation, biological process: tricarboxylic acid cycle; mitochondrial electron transport, succinate to ubiquinone. The record is from RefSeq and is a predicted model, not a curated record. Lineage: Eukaryota; Metazoa; Arthropoda; Insecta; Hymenoptera; Formicidae.